Messenger RNA from Bactrocera latifrons, 2659 nucleotides. RefSeq names its product zinc finger protein 180. NCBI's taxonomy places the organism in Eukaryota, Metazoa, Arthropoda, Insecta, Diptera, Tephritidae. Gene Ontology annotation, molecular function: RNA polymerase II cis-regulatory region sequence-specific DNA binding; DNA-binding transcription factor activity, RNA polymerase II-specific. Gene Ontology annotation, biological process: regulation of DNA-templated transcription. The record is from RefSeq and is a predicted model, not a curated record. Bases 226 to 2523 code for a protein of 765 amino acids. The transcript has 2 exons.
AUUUAGCAUACAACAUUGAAAUUAAAACAUUAGAGGCGUUAGAAAUGUUUGAAAAUUAUAAAUUUACAAGUAAUAGCAAAUUCACACUUAUCAAAUAAGUAUUUGGCAAUUAAGAAAAUCCAAACCACGAAAGCGCAGAAAAAAAGAGUUUGAGAACAGUUAAUGUGAGUAAAAGCGAGUUGUGACCUUCCACUUGAAUGGUGCAAAACGAACUUGGCCAACAAAAUGUCCGUCGAUUGCAUGCGACCCACGAGCAAUAAGAUCGUCAUCACGCCCGGUGCAACACUGUGCUAUGCCACGAACACUACAGCGCGAGUGUCGCAACAGCAACAGCAACAAAUACGAACCACAGUACGACAACAAACGACGGCGGCUGUGAGAUCAGCGCGCCCACAACCAAAUACAACAACAUGCAAAGGCAAAGCACUAGCAACGCUUAAGCCAAGCGCGCUGCUUCCGAAGCAACAGUCGACGAUUGUGGUGGUUAGAAAGCCUGCCGGACCAGUUACACCGCCACUCCUACAGCCGAAAACCAAAUAUGCAUCACUUGUACCGUUAUCGCGUAGCACCAACAAGCGCUUGCGCAAUGUCGGCAAUCAGAAAUCUCCCAAAGAGCCUGUCACUGUGGAUCGCAUUCAGUUUGAAGAUGCCACUAGUGACUUGGAGGUCUGCAAGAGACUCGAGUGGUCAGCCGCACAAUCGCUAGUCGAAAUGAAUGCAAAAGAGAAACAGCGACGCAGUGCUGCCGCUGUACAGGCGACUAUAGAGCGGAAGCCAUUGACGUCAGUGGCGACUCAAGAGGUUGCUGCAGUGCAGACACCUGUCAAUGGAACCGCUUUGAGUGAUACUAGUUCACACAGCAAUGUUGAUAUCACUAGAGUGGAGCAACGACGCAAUGUUGUCAAGUGGAAUGCCAAAAAUAACAACAUCAACAACAACAAAGCAACUACUAAUGAAGCCACAACUGGCAAAUAUGUAGCACCAUUAACAACCAUUGGUGGACGCUCCCCGGCCGAAGAUGGCAAAGUCAUAUUCUAUGCUCCACCAGCUGGUGGACUCAAUGCCAAUCAAACUUCUACUCAGGCGCCAACCUUUACGAUCAAACAAGAACCAACAUUGCCGGCGUUUUAUCGCGAACGCAGUAUCGAGGAGACCGAAGCCGCCCACGAUCUACUCUCACUAUCACAAAGUCUACCGCCACUAACACCGCCUUGUGUCGUCACCAUACUACAUCAGCAGGAGGCGUCGACUAAUCACAACCACAACAACCAUAACACCAACAACAAUAACAGCACAAUACAACAACAAACUCACUAUCAACCACAAAUACAACCAAACACAGGCAUCAUGCAUGAAAUAUCCAGUGCUUCCAAACAGCAAAGAGCCGGCGUCGUGGCACAACCGCAACUCGCACCACCACCACUUUGUGCGGCUACAAUUAAUGCAGAUAACUUUACUAUAUUCACGGUGGAAGAGAUUAAAACGUCCACACAUCGACCAGCCGCACACGGACAAGGUCCAGCAAAGAUACGUUACAUCAGCAGCGGUAGCAGCAGCUCCUACGACAGUCACGCAGGCGCAAAUACGCCAGACAACUCGGAGAAUUGCUCGCCACUAACGCCACCAAAUUCCGAUCAUUCAUCCGACAUAGACAUUGAUAUGUCCUCCUCAUCGGAGUCGGGUCACUUCAAUUCCAACUAUCAACCUACACUGAAAUUGUGGAUCGACGAACCGACGGCCGCCUAUACAAUGCGACGCACUUCCACCAACGCAAUAGCUACCGAUGAUGCGUUCGAUGCGAAGUCCACUCACACCGCCGCCAAGUUGGGCCUUAACAUAUUAGAUGGGCGCACCAAAGCGAGCCGUUGCCACAAGGAGCCAAUCGAAACGCACACAACCGGCAACUACGGCACGCCCGCCACCGACAUGGACGCGUAUGUGAAGAAGAAACGCGGUAGCUACAAGUGCUCCGAAUGUGGCAAACAAUAUGCCACAUCGAGUAAUCUGUCGCGCCACAAGCAAACGCAUCGCUCACUCGAUUCGCAGUCGGCGAAAAAAUGCAACACUUGCGGCAAAGCUUACGUCUCAAUGCCCGCACUCGCCAUGCAUCUACUCACGCACAAGCUCUCGCACAGCUGCGACAUCUGUGGCAAACUAUUCUCACGCCCUUGGCUACUGCAGGGCCAUCUACGCUCACACACCGGCGAGAAACCGUACGCGUGCUCACACUGUGGCAAAGCUUUCGCCGAUCGCUCCAAUCUGCGUGCGCACAUGCAAACGCACUCGAUUGACAAGAAUUUCGAAUGUAAACGUUGCCACAAGACAUUCGCACUGAAGUCGUACCUAAACAAGCAUCUGGAGUCGUCAUGUCUCAAGGAUAUGAUGGGCAUGUCUAGCGAAGAGGCGGCCGACUUGUACGGCGCGGAUGGGGAUGGUGAUGGUGAGGGUGAAGGCGAAGGCGAAGGCGAAUCGAUGACAGCGCAAAGCAGUGAUGAUAAUGACGAGGAUAUAGUCGUCGCAUAGAUGCCGUUAGAAAUCUGUUGAGAGUCGGCAAUGUAAGACAGCCGCAAUUAGCAGCAUAUGUGCCAGGGUGAGUGCAAAAGCUUAGUAGUGAUGUAAAAGCUUGUUUUUAAUGCGUAAGCUUUUUUCUAAUGUGAAA